This is a messenger RNA of Paramecium sonneborni, 1379 nucleotides long. The record is from the annotation of a GenBank genome assembly. Lineage: Eukaryota; Ciliophora; Oligohymenophorea; Peniculida; Parameciidae.
AUUAUUAAUAAAUGCAAGAGAAAUUAAUAGCUGGACUGACAUCAAGUUAUGGUAGUUUGUUGGGAUAAUAGUAUUUGAAAUGGUUGAGAAUGCCUCCUUCUUAUUUAAGAGUGAUGCAAUCCAUUGAUUUUAGAGGUGGGAUGUAUGCAGCUUAACAAAUUAAGGCUAAUCAAUAGAUUAUGCUUAUUUCAACUGAGAAAUGUUUUACAAGUGUAGAAUUUGUAGGUUGUGAUACUAGGAAAUAAUAAGAACUUCAGGUAUGUAGUUGCAAAUCAAUUAGACCAUAGCAUCGUAAAUCGCUCACAAAAUAUGUGGUGAAAAAGUGGAAUAAUAAUAUUUGGUCACAGGAUUACUUAAAAUUAUUAUGCAAAUAUUCGUGCAUCAAAAAGACUAAUCAUUAACACACUCUCCAUUUGCAAAUAUGAUUCAACCUCCUAACACUCCUUUAUUAUGGCCUCAAACUGUGAUUGAUCUUAUUUCCUCUAGGAAUCUGGCUAAUCUUAUUGAAGGUACACUUCUAUAAUGUUAAUCAAUGUAUAAUGAAUUACAAUUGAGUAAAGUUUAUGGAUUAAGUGCACUUGAUUUCUUAAAGUUAUUCUAAGCAGUCAGAUCUUAGUUAAUAUGUUUCAAUCCAUAGUAAUAUUAUUAAUUUCUAUCUAGAAAACCUAAAUAUUUUGAUAUGCAAUCUGUUUAGAUAGUAUCUCCAUUAGUUUACCAAUUUGAUCAUUCCUUUGAUCCUAAUUGUUAUCUAGAUGGUUGCUAUUUAAGUCAUGAAAAUAUGAGCUUCGUCGAUUUUACAGCCAAAAAACUUAUUGAACCUGGAGAUGUAAUUAUCUUUAUUUAUUCCCAUUAGAAAUUAACCAUCAAUUAUGGUAAUUUGAGUAAUCAUGAUUUAUUAAUGAGACAUGGUAUUAUUGUUGAUGAUAAUCCUUUUAAUGAAAUGCCUAUUGAUUUAGAUUUCACCUCUGCCAUUAAUUUUACUGAAUAACUAUUUGAAUAAAAAUAAAAGUGGCUUAGAUAAAGUGAAAUCACCAAUAUUGAAAGAUAAAUCCUGUUCACUAAUAAAAUUAAUGUUCAACUAUUGCAGUAUUUCACUCCUCUCUAUUACUAGGUAUCUAAGAAUUUACUUUCUUACAGAACAAGAAUUUUCCAUCAAUCCUAAUCUGGAAUUCAAUUCAUUCCUAUCUAAAAUUAGUGAAGAAAAUGAAAUGUUGGUCAAAUAAUUUAUGAUUAAACACAUCAAAAAUGCCUUAUCCACUUAUAAAUAGAUUUCUAAACCUAUUGGAAAAGAAUUGUAAGAUCUUUACAAAAUCUAAAAAGAUGAGAUGACCAUACUAUAAAAUAAUUUAACUUUUUUUAGUAAAUGAGAGAAAAUGAAU